UUAGUUCUCUUCCUUGAAACCAAAACAGGAUUCCCUUUCCUACCACUCUGAAGAAGGAGAUGGAGAAGGCAGUCAGAACUCCAGGGGAUGGGUCACCUCCCCCCCCCAUUAGGAAUAGAAAUUAAAAUGUGUGAAAUGUGGACUAUGUUCAUUGAAUGAGCACACAUAGUUCACAUCAACGACCUCCAACAGGGGAGAAACCAUGUAAAGGUAUGGAGUGUGGGAAACGUUUCACUGAUAGUGGAAACCUUAGAACACAUCAGGGGACUCACAUGGGCAAGAAAGGAUUCCACUGCAGGGAGUGUGGGAAGAAUUUCCAUCAAUGUGGCCACUUAAGUUUACAUCAACAUAUUCACACAGGGGAAAAACAUUUUAAAUGCCUGGAGUGCGGAAAGAGCUUCAGUCAGAAUGGAGACCUUAAAUUACACCAGCGGAUUCACACAGGGGAGAAACCAUAUAAAUGUAUAGAGUGCGGAAUGAGCUUUAGUCAUAAUGGAAGACUUAGAACACAUCAAUGGACUCACACAGGGGAGAAAUCAUUUAAAUGUAUAGAGUGCGGAAAGAGCUUUAGUGAUAAUGGAAGCCUUAGAAAACAUCAACGGACUCACACAGGGGAGAAACCAUAUAAAUGUAUAGAGUGCGGAAAGAGCUUUAGUGAUAAUGGAAACCUUAGAAAACAUCAACGGACUCACACAGGGGAGAAACCAUAUAAAUGUAUAGAGUGCGGAAUGAGCUUUAGUGAUAAUAGAAGCCUUAGAACACAUCAACGGACUCACACAGGGGAGAAACCAUAUAAAUGUAUAGAGUGUGGAAAGAGCUUUAGUCAUAAUGGAAGCCUUAGAACACAUCAACGGACUCACACAGGGGAGAAACCAUAUAAAUGUAUAGAGUGUGGAAAGAGCUUUAGUGAUAAUGGAAAACUUAGAACACAUCAACGGACUCACACAGGGGAGAAACCAUAUAAAUGUAUAGAGUGUGGAAAGAGCUUUAGUGAUAAUGGAAAACUUAGAACACAUCAGCGGACUCACACAGGGGAGAAACCAUUUAAAUGUAUAGAGUGCGGAAAGAGCUUCAGUGAUAAUGGAAACCUUAGAAAACAUCAACGGACUCAUACAGGGGAGAAACCAUAUAAAUGUAUAGAGUGUGGAAAGAGCUUUAGUGAUAAUGGAAAACUUAGAACACAUCAACGGACUCACACAGGGGAGAAACCAUAUAAAUGUAUAGAGUGCGGAAUGAGCUUUAGUCAUAAUGGAAGCCUUAGAACACAUCAACGGACUCACACAGGGGAGAAACCAUAUAAAUGUAUAGAGUGUGGAAAGAGCUUUAGUCAUAAUGGAAGCCUUAGAACACAUCAACGGACUCACACAGGGGAGAAACCGUAUAAAUGUAUAGAGUGCGGAAUGAGCUUUAGUGAUAAUAGAAGCCUUAGAACACAUCAACGGACUCACACAGGGGAGAAACCAUUUAAAUGUAUAGAGUGCGGAAAGAGCUUCAGUGAUAAUGGAAAACUUAGAAGACAUCAGCAGACACACAGCAGAGAAACCAUUUAAAUGUAUGGACUGUGGAAGGAGCUUCAGUCAGAGAGGAACCCUUGAUUUAUGUCAACAAACUCACACAAAACACAAACCUUAUAAAUAUCAGGAAAGUAGAUAGAGGUUGAGCCCUAGUGGAAGUUCUAAAUCAACAGACUCACGGACAGGAAGAACUUUAGGAAUUGAAACCCUUCAAACCAUCCACAAACUCAGAGAGGAGAAGCAGUUUAAAUGAAAAGAUUGCAAAAGUGCUUUA
This is a messenger RNA of Podarcis raffonei (Aeolian wall lizard), 1788 nucleotides long. RefSeq names its product zinc finger protein 470-like. Gene Ontology annotation, cellular component: PcG protein complex; transcription regulator complex. Bases 156 to 1550 code for a protein of 464 amino acids. NCBI's taxonomy places the organism in Eukaryota, Metazoa, Chordata, Lepidosauria, Squamata, Lacertidae. The record is from RefSeq and is a predicted model, not a curated record. Gene Ontology annotation, molecular function: DNA-binding transcription factor activity, RNA polymerase II-specific; RNA polymerase II cis-regulatory region sequence-specific DNA binding. Gene Ontology annotation, biological process: regulation of transcription by RNA polymerase II. The transcript has a single exon.